Molecule: messenger RNA, 1605 nt
Organism: Stylophora pistillata
Lineage: Eukaryota; Metazoa; Cnidaria; Anthozoa; Scleractinia; Pocilloporidae
Product: gelsolin-like protein 1
Biological process (GO): actin polymerization or depolymerization
Cellular component (GO): actin cytoskeleton; cytoplasm
Molecular function (GO): actin filament binding
Source: RefSeq, a predicted model, not a curated record
UGCAGCCAUUAACUAUAUUUCGCCGUCGCUGUGGAAAACUUUCUUCAUUGAUCUCGUUGCAAACAAUUUUCAGUGAUAAAAAAAAAAAUUAUGAGUGGCUUGAUGAAACCUAAGCAAUAUGACUGGAAAGAUUCUAAUCUUGCCAUGUUUGGUAGCGAUGAAGAGAAAAAGCUAAAGAAAUCUGCCGCCAUAAAAGAGCCGGCCUGGACCGGAUGUGAAAAUUUCGAAGGAACAAAAAUUUGGAGGAUUGAAAAGUUUAAGGUCAAGGACUGGCCCAAAUCUGAAUAUGGAAAUUUUUUCGACGGUGAUUCUUACAUAAUUCUUCACAGUGAAAAGGAUCCAGACUCAAACGAAUUAGACUUUGACGUUCACUUCUGGAUUGGCGGUUCCUCCACCCAGGAUGAAUAUGGAACCGCAGCUUAUAAAACUGUAGAGCUGGACACAUAUUUGGAUGACAAAGCUGUUCAGCACCGUGAAGUUGCUGGACACGAGUCUGAAGAAUUUUGUGCAUAUUUUGGAGGAAAAAUCACCAUUGAGGAGGGCGGAAUUGAUUCGGGAUUUAACCAUGUAGUACCCAGCGAGGAAAGACUACCUUUCACAAGGAACCUUUUGAAACAUUUUAAGAAAAUACCAAACAAAGAAGGGAAGCUGGAGUAUCACGCCGUUGAUAUGCCAUACACUCAAAAGAAUCUGUGUUGCGAUGAUGGGUAUGCGGUGAUCUUCUCAGAGGACAAAAUGUAUCAGGUCAAGGGAAAAAAUGCCAAAAUUGAUUCCAUUUGCCCGUUUAAUGAGUGGAUGUCUAUUCAAAAGCAUGAGCAUCCAAGAGCCAAGCUUCAAGUUUAUGAGAAUCUGGACGAGAUUUUUGACACUGAAGUUUACAAGAAUGCUCCAGCCGAUUUUGUAGUGAAGCUGAUCAGAGUCCUCACCGAAAAUGGUAAAGUAGAGUUUCGACCUGUGGCCAGGGGCAUCGAAAAUAUGAAUGAAGAUUUAUUGGACAGCGAUGACGUAUUCCUGCUUGAGGUACCUGAUCGUUUGUUUGUGUGGAUUGGGAAAAAUGCCAGUUCUCGCGAAAAACAAAAUGCUCUAUCCUAUGCACAAAACUAUCUGAAAGAACAAGGCCAGGAUCCUUGUUGUGGAGUUUCGUGUAUGAGAGAAAAGGACGGCAAAUACCCUGCACUGUGGAAGAGAACCAUUGCUAAACGCAGUUCUGACGAAAAGCGGGGAAAGAGGGGAACAGUUGGCAGACGUGACCAGCAUAUGUAAGAUACAUCUUCUGUUGGGGCAGGUCAACCAGUUUCGAUAACUUUUCGUAACAAUUUGAUUGAUUCAUAACGUUUAUAGGGGUGAUGAAACUUCACAGCGCAUGCCUUGAAUAGAGAGAAUUUUAAGGAUAAGACUAGAAACCUGAUUUUAUUAUGCUUCACGCUUCAAUGGUUUAUAUUUGCCUUUCUGGAUUCAGUUCACUUCUGCUUUUUGUAGAUUCCAGUUGUCCAGAGGGGAACUUCUCGGAAAACAAUAGCUUUUAGCAUGUCGCCAAGAAUAACAAUUUUCUAAGCUUUUUUCCCGAUAAGCCAUUAAAAUAAAUGCUGUUAUUAUUCUUCGUGA